Molecule: messenger RNA, 1396 nt
Organism: Diachasma alloeum
Lineage: Eukaryota; Metazoa; Arthropoda; Insecta; Hymenoptera; Braconidae
Product: homeobox protein ARX
Exons: 3
Coding region: 592-1350 (252 amino acids)
Biological process (GO): regulation of transcription by RNA polymerase II
Molecular function (GO): RNA polymerase II transcription regulatory region sequence-specific DNA binding; DNA-binding transcription factor activity, RNA polymerase II-specific
Source: RefSeq, a predicted model, not a curated record
CAAAAAAAAACACUCUUACACGAACAAAAACACUGCCACCUGAAAAACACUAUCGAUUCGUGGUUCAAACUCACUCCUAAGUCUUCAUCAUCAGCCCUUGUGGGGUUCCUAACCGGUGAAGCACCUCCAAACCCAGGUGAAACGCGUCAGAAAAGAAGGAAGAAAAAAAAACGAGCACAAAAAUCAAAAGUAUAGAUAGAGAUAGUGAAGAGAACGUAGGACGACACACUGGUGAUUCAAUUACCACUGGUAGCACAUUGUCGACGAGACAAAUUGUUUUAGCUUCAUUAUUUAAUCCACUGAGUGCCUUAAACUCUAUUUAUUCUAAUUUCGUAAAGUCUAUUUUCAUUAAUAUUUCAUCCCUCGCUUAAUUAAUCGAAGAUAAUUGCUCGAUUAAAAGCCUCAAAGUACAAGAAGAAAUUUUAAAAACAUGAAAUAAAGUAAAAAUGAGAUAAAAUAGUGAAGAAAUAAUGUUCCUCUAGAAGGUGAAUGAAAAGAGAUUUUUAUUGGGAAAAUUGACCGGGAAUUCCCCGGUAUAAAAUCACGAAAACGGAGUCUCACGAUACUUUGGGCGAGGAUUUCUUCGUCGCUAUGGAUUUGAAGGAAGAAGAAGAAACUAAUGCUGAUCGUCAAUUGUAUUUGGUGGGUGCACCCCGAGAUCCUCUGGUGUCCACUGGGGCUAUUGUCGAUGGAACAGACGAUAUUAAUUCGAGUGGUGAUCUUCAGACGAAUGCACUGGCUGGUCUGAUGUCAGGGCAAUCAUCGUCUGUAUGCUUUCCAACUAAAUUCACUUAUGACUUUUCGACGAGUCCCAGGAGUGAGGAAAGACAGAUUACUGUUGGAAAACGUAAGCAGAGAAGGUAUAGGACUACUUUUACGAAUUUCCAAUUGGAGGAGCUAGAGAGGGCUUUUCAGAAGACACAUUAUCCGGAUGUUUUCUUCAGGGAGGAACUCGCAUUGAGGAUCCAACUUACUGAGGCUAGAGUACAAGUAUGGUUUCAAAAUCGUCGAGCCAAAUGGCGAAAGCAAGAGAAACAAUGCAAGAUGCCAGGCCAACUGGGUUCCCAUUUGACCCCCACAGAGUGCCCAGAAGUCCAUCAUCCUCAUCAGCAGCAGCAACAGCAGCAGCAGAACCCCCAGCAACAGACGGCUGAUCAUCUGCUGCUGGAAGCACCACUGGGCUCUCCCCCACCGAUCUACCUGGGGAUGGAGUGGACCGGCUUUUCGCCUUACUCAACCGUCCCCACAGCAUCCCCACUCAUCAUGAACGCCAUCAACAAGCCCCCAGAUGUCGAUGACAAUCCCCUACUCGACCCUGAUCUUCUCCAGUUGAAAAAUCCGCGUUCCUAGUCCCAGCAAUUGAUCCUAUUGAUUAUGAAUGAGCAAUUCUACUCGA